Messenger RNA from Amaranthus tricolor (Joseph's coat), 4582 nucleotides. RefSeq lists its product as uncharacterized. Lineage: Eukaryota; Viridiplantae; Streptophyta; Magnoliopsida; Caryophyllales; Amaranthaceae. Bases 7 to 4503 code for a protein of 1498 amino acids. The record is from RefSeq and is a predicted model, not a curated record. The transcript is spliced from 5 exons.
ACAAACAUGGGUCUCCCACGCAUCCUCUCCCUCUCCACUUUCCUUGUUUUGUCAUCUUUAGUUUUUGCAUCUGCUAGCGUGUCUCGUUCUUACACUCCACCUUCUACCAUUGAGCCUCUCUCGUACACAUCAACUCCAGUUUAUAGUCCCUCGCCUGAAUCUGAAACUUCAUCAUACACUUCAACCCCACCUUAUAGUCCAUCUCCCUCUCCCGCGUAUGAAACUCCGUCCUAUACUACUCUAAGUCCACCAUAUAGCCCAUCUCCAUCUCCUGAGUAUGACACUCCAGCAUACACCACUCUAAGUCCACCAUACAGCCCAUCCCCAUCUCCUGAGUAUGAGACUCCAGCAUACACCCAAAGUCCUCUUUACAGUUCCCCACCUUCAUAUGAAACUCCAUCAUACACUCCAACACCAGUCUACAGUCCAACCCCAGACACUAAGACCUCAUCAUACACAUCAAGCCCACCUUACAACCCAACACAAAAGUAUGACACCCCAUCAUACACCCCAAGUCCGAUUUACAGCCCAUCUCCUAAGUACGAAACCCCAAGUCCGAUUUACAACCCAUCUCCUAAGUACGAAACUCCUUUGUACACCCCAAGUCCAACCCACAGCCCAUCUCCUAAGUACGAAACCCCAAGUCCGAUUUACAACCCAUCUCCUAAGUACGAAACUCCUUCGUACACCCCAAGUCCAACCUACAGCCCAUCUCCUACGUACGAAACCCCAAGCCCAACCUACAGUCCAUCUCCUAAGUAUGAGACACCUUCAUACACGUCAAGUCCAAAUUACAGCCCACCUCCUAAGUACGAAACCCCAUCCUAUACCCCAAGUACAACAUAUAGCCCAUCUCCUAAGUAUGAAACACCAUCAUACACCCCGAGUCCAAUUUACAGCCCAUCACCUAAGUAUGAAACCCCAUCUUACACCCCCACUAAAACUUAUAGUCUUUCUCCUAAGUAUGAGACUCCAUCCGACACCACUACUGUGACUUACAGCCCUUCUCCCAAGUACAACACUAAAACAUACACUCCAAGUACUACUUACAGUCCAUCUCCAAAGUACGAAACUACAUCUUACACCCCUACUCCAAUUUACAACCCAUCUUCAGAAACCAAAUCAUAUGAAACUCCAACAUACAGUCCAUCUCCCAAAUACGAAACCCCAUCAUAUACCCCAAGUCCAACUUACAGCCCAUAUCCUAUGUAUGAAACUCCAACAUACACGCCUACACCAAUUUAUAGUCCAUCUCCUAAGCAUGAAACUAUGUACACCCCAAGUACUAAUUAUAGCCCAUCUCCCAAGUAUGUAACUCCAUCCUACACACCCACUUCAACUUAUAGUCCAUCUCCUAAGUAUGUAACUACAUCCUACACACCUACUUCAACUUACAGCCCAUAUCCUAAAUACAAUACUCCAUCCUACAACCCAUCUCUUAAGUAUGAAUAUGAGACUCCAUAUGUUUCUACCCCGAUAUAUAGUCCAUCACCCAAGUAUGAGACCCUAUCAUACACCCCGUCAGCAACUUACAAACCUUCUCCCAAGUAUAAGACUCCUUCAUACACCCCAUCAUCAACUUAUAGCCCUUCUCCAAAGUAUGAUGCAACAUCAUACACCCCAACGUCCACUUACAAGCCUUCUCUAACGUACAAGACUCCUAACACUCAAACCCCAACAUAUAGCCCAUCUCUUAAAUACGAGACUCCAUUAUAUAAGCCUACCUCAUCGUAUAGCCCUUCACCUAAAUAUAACACCCAAUCAUAUACCCCAACCACAAUGUACAACCCUUCUUCUAAGCACUCUCCUAAAUAUGACACUCUAUCAUACACCCCAUCUACAACUUAUAGUCCAUCUCCAAAGUACGAUGUCUCUUCAUACACCCCUACCUCAUCUUACAAUCCAUCCCCUAAGCAUAAGACCCAAUCAUACAAAGUUUACGGUGUACAAGGUGUCAUAUAUUGCAAGUCUUGCAAUGAUUUCAAACCAAUUGAAGGUGCAAUAGCCAAAAUUUCAUGUGAGGCAAAGACUGGGUAUGGAUACAAGGCAGCUAAGUUUUCAAUGUUGACUCCCAAAACUGAUAAGAAUGGUUAUUACUUGGCUACAUUUACUCAAGAACAACUUGGUAAACAUUUACAACCAACAGAUUGCAAAGUUUAUCUUGAAAGUUCUCCAUCAUACACUUGCAAUGUUGCUACAAAUAUGCAUCUUGGAGUAAGCGGAGCUCCCCUAACUUAUUCAAAACAAAUAACUGAGUACCAAAAAACAUACACCUUAGAGUUGUACUCUAUUCCAAUUUUUGCUUACAAGUCAAGUGCUAAAUGCGAAUAUUAUCCAGCUUAUUACCAAAGAAACACCCCAUCAACCUACACGCCAAAAUCAAGCUAUGAGACAUACACUCCAAAAUAUUCCCCAUCUCCGAAAUAUACCCCAUCAACUUAUACUCCAAAAUCAAGCUAUGAGACUUACACUCCAACAUAUUCUCCAUCUCCGAAAUACACCCUAUCAACUUAUACUCCAAAAUCAAGCUAUGUGGCUUACACUCCAGAAUAUUCUCCAGCUCCGAAAUACACUAUAAAAUCAAGCUCUGAGACUUACACUCCAUAUUAUUCUCCAUCUCCAAAAUCAAACUAUGUGAAUUACACUCCUGGAUACACCCCAUCAACCUACUUUCCAAAACCAAGCUCCUACUCUCCAAAGUACACUCCAUCCACAUACAGACCAACAUCGGACUAUGAGACUUCAAAAUACACCCUAUCAACCUACUCUACAAAGUCAAGCGAUGAAGCUUCAUCAUAUGUCUCACCAUCAACCUAUACUCCAAAAUCAAGUUAUGAGAGUCCAUCAUGCGAUACAACACCAUCUUACACACCUGGAUCAGCUUCUAAGGCUCCACCUUACACUGAAGAAAGGUACAGUCUAAGUAGUGAAACUCCAUCCUACAUUGCACCAAAGUCAAGUUAUGAAACUUCAUCAAACUAUACACCUCAGUCAAGUUAUGAAGCACCAUCAUCUUAUGCUCCAAAAUCAGAGGAUAAAACUACUACCUACACUAACUACGGAUACUGGAAGCCUUCUCAAACGUACAAGACUCCUAACACUCAAACCCCAACAUAUAGCCCAUCUCCUAAAUACGAGACUCCAUUAUAUAAGCCUACCUCAUCGUAUAGCCCUUCACCUAAAUAUUACACCCAAUCAUAUACCCCAACCACAAUGUACAACCCUUCUUCUAAGCACUCUCCUAAAUAUGACACUCUAUCAUACACCCCAUCUACAACUUAUAGUCCAUCUCCAAAGUACGAUGUCUCUUCAUACACCCCUACCUCAUCUUACAAUCCUUCCCCUAAGCAUAAGACCCAAUCAUACAAAGUUUACAGAGUACAAGGUGUCAUAUAUUGCAAGUCUUGCAAUGAUUUCAAACCAAUUGAAGGUGCAAUAGCCAAAAUUUCAUGUGAGGCAAAGACUGGGUAUGGAUACAAGGCAGCUAAGUUUUCAAUGUUGACUCCCAAAACUGAUAAGAAUGGUUAUUACUUGGCUACAUUUACUCAAGAACAACUUGGUAAACGUUUACAACCAACAGAUUGCAAAGUUUAUCUUGAAAGUUCUCCAUCAUACACUUGCAAUGUUGCUACAAAUAUGCAUCUUGGAGUGAGCGGAGCUCCCCUAACUUAUUCAAAACAAAUAACUGAGUACCAAAAAACAUACACCUUAGAGUUGUACUCUAUUCCAAUUUUUGCUUACAAGUCAAGUGCUAAAUGCGAAUAUUAUCCAGCUUAUUACCAAACAAACACCCCAUCAACCUACACGCCAAAAUCAAGCUAUGAGACAUACACUCUAAAAUAUUCCCCAUCUCCGAAAUAUACCCCAUCAACUUAUACUCCAAAAUCAAGCUAUGAGACUUACACUCCAACAUAUUCUCCAUCUCCGAAAUACACCCCAUCAACUUAUACUCCAAAAUCAAGCUAUGUGGCUUACACUCCGGAAUAUUCUCCAUCUCCGAAAUACACUAUAAAAUCAAGCUCUGAGACUUACACUCCAGAUUAUUCUCCAUCUCCAAAAUCAAGCUAUGUGAAUUACACUCCUGGAUACACCCCAUCAACCUACUUUCCAAAACCAAGCUCAUACUCUCCAAAGUACACUCCAUCCUCAUAUAGUUCAACAUCGGACUAUGAGACUUCAAAAUACACCCUAUCAACCUACUCUACAAAGUCAAGCGAUGAACCUUCAUCAUAUGUCCCACCAUCAACCUAUACUCCAAAAUCAAGUUAUGAGAGUCCAUCAUGCGAUACAACACCAUCUUACACACCUGGAUCAGCUUCUAAGGCUCCAACUUACACUGAAGAAAGCUACAGUCUAAGUAGUGAAACUCCAUCCUACACUGCACCAAAAUCAAGUUAUGAAACUUCAUCAAACUAUACACCUCAGUCAAGUUAUGAAGCACCAUCAUCUUAUGCUCCAAAAUCAGAGGAUAAAACUACUACCUACACUAACUACGGAUACUAAGAGAAAUUAAAUCAUGAGUUUUUAUGAGUUAUGAUUAUGUUUGAUUAUAUGUGGCCUAUUGUUCCAUAUCUACUACUGA